Messenger RNA from Penicillium vulpinum, 1578 nucleotides. RefSeq lists its product as uncharacterized. The transcript has 8 exons. The record is from RefSeq and is a predicted model, not a curated record. Gene Ontology annotation, biological process: transmembrane transport. Gene Ontology annotation, molecular function: transmembrane transporter activity. Lineage: Eukaryota; Fungi; Ascomycota; Eurotiomycetes; Eurotiales; Aspergillaceae. Gene Ontology annotation, cellular component: membrane. Bases 1 to 1578 code for a protein of 525 amino acids.
AUGUCUUCUGAGAUAGCAGAGAAAGGUCAAAUUGGGACUAUAUCCACGGACAAAAUAUUGAUACCAAAGAAAGGAAAUGUACACUACGUUAACCGCAAUGGAGACGACACUCCGCAGUCUAUUGAAGAAGAUCUCAUCCCUGGUUAUGAUGCUACCCUGAUGCGAGCGCGUGCGACGCUCAGUAGCGCAGAGGAAAAGAAGCUUUUGCGACGUAUUGACUGGCAUCUACUUCCACUGUUAGCUGUUAUGUAUAUGUUGAAAAGCGUGGAUUACAGCAAUGUCUCAUACGCCCGGGUUAUGGACAAAGGCACACCACGUAACAUCUUGACUGAAUUGAAAAUGACUUCAGAUCAAUACAAUCUGGUUACAACUAUGUAUUAUGUCCCUUACAUACUUGCAGAAGCCCCAUCAAACCUAUUGUUGAAAGGUGUGCGACCAUCGAUAUGGCAAGCUAGGAUUAUGGUAUCUUGGGGUAUCGUUCUGUGCUGCCAUGCAGCUGUGACAAAUAGACAGGGUUUAUAUGCUGUCCGGUUCUUCCUCGGACUGUUUGAGGCUGGCCUGUGGCCAGGAAUGCUUCUACAGCUCUGCUAUUGGUAUAGACCCGAUGAGAUUGCUCCAAGGAUCGUUCUUGUGACACUACUAGGAAAUUUUAGCACUGUGAUCAGUGGUGUCCUUGCAUUUGCUUUCAAUGGCGUCGUUGCUGGUGGUCUAUCCGGAUGGAAAUGGCUUAUUUUGACGGAAGGAAUCUUCACAGUCUUACUAGGAAUUUUUACUUAUUUCUUCUUACCUGAUUUUCCUUCAACUGCGUCCUGGUUAUCUGAAAAAGAAAAGGCCUUCACGCAAGCCCGCCUACCGAGCAAUUCACCUCGGGCAGCGGAAUCUAACUUCAAUAUGCGCGAACUCAUCACGACAUUGAAGAACAAGCGAAUCUGGCUUUUCCUCUUCUGCUGGGCUUUCUUCACGAUUGGUACAACGGGACUCACAUUCUACCAACCCACCGUCAUUUCCAAUCUCGGAUUUACGUCUAUGGGUGAAGCCCAGCUACUGAACAUUCCAUCUGCGGUCUUCGCAGUAAUUUUGACAGUCGCAUUCGGUAUCUUCGCGGACACUGGGCGUAUUCCACAACCAGCCAUCCCGCUUGGAUUUAUGAUUGUCAUUCUAGCUUGUUAUGGCGUGCUGUAUGCCUUCCCAAAUAACGGGGGUGUAUAUGCUGCGACGAUUGUAGCAGGAGGUUUCUCGACUGCAUGGUAUACAAUGAUGUGGCCCUGGCGAGUCCAGACAACCGAGGGUGCAACGGGAUCUGCCUUUGCAAUCGCAUUUGCGAAUAGUUACGGGCAGAUUGGAGGGGCUGUUGGGUCUCAGCUAUUCAACUCUCGGUUCGCGCCACGAUAUACAACCUCAUUCGGGAUUGCGAUGGGAUUUGUUGGUAUGGCGAUCAUUAUGAACCUGGUUACUUGGGCUUUUACUUGGCGGGUGGAUGUUGAUACGAGGAAGCUAAAGAGGAUUCGACUUGCGGCGGCGAAAGAGAAUCAGGCUGUGCUGGAUGAUGUUGAUAUUCAUGCAGGAGAGAAGAGAUAG